Molecule: messenger RNA, 2800 nt
Organism: Baudoinia panamericana UAMH 10762
Lineage: Eukaryota; Fungi; Ascomycota; Dothideomycetes; Mycosphaerellales; Teratosphaeriaceae
Exons: 3
Coding region: 407-2530 (707 amino acids)
Source: RefSeq, a predicted model, not a curated record
GCACUUUCCACCUUUACACACACAUAUGAGAGUUGCGCAGCGCAAUGAGGCGUUGACAGUAUCGCUUGUUCUGCACGCGUCAGAGCCCAUACAUACCAUCGUGAUCACACGUAGUCCACUCCAGGACGUUGGGCGUAUUCUGCCCGUGACCUGGGCUGACCGCCACCGGCGGCACCAGGCUUAGAACUGCCUCUCUGGACGGGGCCAUCCCCGGCACUCCCAUCAGGACCAUUACUAUACCAUCCGCGACCAGGACCAGCAACGCUUCUUCUCGUAUUGUCUACACUACCGCUUUGCCCGGAGUGCCGUUGUUGCUGCUGCUGCUGCUGCUGGAUCGCUCGUGUUUGCACGUGUUCCAUUUCCACAGUACUGACCCUAUAUUCUUACCAGUCUAAGCGUUGCCUAGAUGGGUAAGACUACCAAGACGAAAGCGCUUAAGAAAGCCUCACGCAACAAGGCCCGCGUGUUGCUGCAAGACAUAUUGAUCGACAAGCCAUCGUCUAAGGUCAAGAAAGGGUCUGCCCGCGACAUAAUUGGCAACAAGCUGUACAAGACCGAAUUGGCGAUUGUUAAGGAGCCCAAAAGGCACCGUACGAAGUUUAUUAACUGGUACGAACCGGAUCCGCCGCAGGGACACACCCACGUUCCUAUCGGCACCUUGGAGCUGGUUCAGCGUUGCAAGGCAAUGUCGUUGGCAAAAGGAUACGAUGUUUAUAUCUCGAACAGUCCCAUGGGGCGCGGAUGGAGGACUAAACGUGAUAGAGUGUCCCACUUUAUCUAUGCCAACGGUCACUUCUUCAGAGACGAAAUAGUGGCGGAAGCAUGUGAGGCGCUUGACUACCUUCCAACGAGCAACGGGUCCUUUGUAAAGGCUAUUACUGUCGAUGAAGGAGAGCCUAUUCCAACAGGGCCCGCGGACAUGCGUUACGGACCUCUGGUGAAUUCACUCAUACAACUAGCAGAAGCAAAGCGGGAAGCCCGGAACGCCAUCCUUGAGUUCUACCCCAACAUCCCGGAAGAUGAUCUUGUCAAGCUAGUGGACCGCGCAUGGCAACCCAAAAAUGUCGGCUUCUCCGAGCAACCCUUCUUUCGGCGCAUCCACCUUGCCGUCAUCUCUCAUGUCCGCCACGUUUACACGCACUACGACCAUCUGCUCAAAGCUCUGGGCGGCAACGAGAACUGGGCUUUUGCAAGGGAGAUGGUACAGAAGGACUUACUAAUUACGCUUAUAACAUGGCGUGACCAGACUGAGGACGAUGUCGAAAUGCUCGAGACGCUUGAGGAAGUCAUCAAUCUGGACUCCGAUGAGGAUGACGGCAUGAAGUUUGAUGGUACCAACUCCGCAACGUCAAGUGGGGAAGAUAACGAUGCGUUCAUGGGCUACAACAGCGAUAUGAGCGUGCAGUAUAUUGAGUCUCGUCCCGUUAGCGCUGGCACGAACCCAGAGUACGACAACCGCAUAGCCGACCCUCAACAUGACCCUUACUCGGAAUACAACAACAGCCUAGUCGACCGCCCACGGGACCGCUACAAUCGUCGAAGCAUGGACAGAGCAUUCAUUGAUAUCCGCCAGCAGCAAGGCAGAGGCAGCACAUCCGGGCACUGGAGCACCGACGGACCACCUCAAAAGAUAACAUUUGAUGAGGCGCAAGAAGUCAUACGGCUCAGAGCGGAAGCUGCGUUGCGCUGCGGCGUCAGAUCCGAGCACCUGCCGCCAAUCGCGCAGAGACUACUGCACCCCGCAGCAGGAUCAUGGAUACGGCCGCCGCGGGCACCGCAGAUACCUCCGCCUCCGCCGCAAGCGUUGGUCCCGCCUCCACCGCCAUUCGGAGUACCUCCCCUCCCACCUCCACCUCCACCGCCGCGCGAUUAUAUCCCUCCACCACCGCCCCGGGACAUCAUCGCAAUCUCGUCGGACGAUGUUCCACCUCCACCGCGCCAGGAAGUCAUUGCCAUCUCAAGCUCAUCCCCACCGCCGCCUGCUCACUACUACUGGCAGCCGCAACACGACCGUCGCGAAGAAGUCCGCCACGUAGAGCCGCACCAUACUGUUCUGGAGCCUCCAUGGCGGCGCAACCAUCGGGUACGUCCCGUGGAAGAGCCUCCAUGGCGGCGCAAUAGCCUGGUAUGGGAGGAGCGUCAGGAAGACGUCAACUACGCUUAUGCUAGGCCUGUGCGUUACUCUGAUAACAAAUUGGCACCACGACACGACCACCAGCAGUUCGACGACACCAACAGCGUAUCAAACGAGUACAGUGAGGAGUACCGUCCGCUUCAAUACGCACCAGCCAUCGGGCAUCAGCAGCAGCGUCAGCAUCCAGAAGCACCAGUCGGCUAUGCCAACCCGCUCGCCAUCUACGCUCCACUCGCAGAAGCCCACCGCAGCGAUGGCAGACUAUACCAGCCACCGCAGGAGGCGGGCGAAGAGGAGGUUGCCGUGGAGAUGAGACGGGUGGAAGUUCAGGAGGAUGAGUUUGGGAGGGCGCCGGGGGAGAUUGAAUACGGCGGCCAGCUUCUGCGUAGAAUGUAGAGGUGGGCGUUAGCCGUGCUUUCUCAAUGGCAAGUGGGAGAGGAGAGGAGUGGUAAUGGCGAUGGGAGGUUUUGUGCCCUUGAGAGUGAGGUUGGGAUGCCGUUUCCCACAGUUGUGUAUUGAUGCAACAAGCGCCAAGCGCUUUUCUGCUUGACAAUGGUUCCCACGAUGGGUAAAUGCGUGAUCUGCUGCCACGUCUCCCAGGAGGUGCAAGGCGAGACGAUGAUCGACCGUGGGAUCCCGUUGUUUUCCUACUAUCGACACGGCGGG